This is a messenger RNA of Epithele typhae, 1170 nucleotides long. RefSeq lists its product as uncharacterized. The transcript has 5 exons. The record is from RefSeq and is a predicted model, not a curated record. The coding region runs from base 1 to 1170 and encodes 389 amino acids. Lineage: Eukaryota; Fungi; Basidiomycota; Agaricomycetes; Polyporales; Epitheliaceae.
AUGGACGGCCAACAAGCCAUGAACCACGAAAUGGCCAGCCUCCAGCAGCACGCCGCGCUUUACAACCAGAUUUUCCAGCAGCAGAUGCAAGGUGGGUUCGGGCCCAGUGGCAUGGGGAUGAAUAUGAACAUGGCCUUUCCGGGGAUGGGCAUGGGCAUAGGCCUCGGCGUUGGUAUGGGUGCUGGUGUGCCGAUGGGUGCGACCCCGGGUCCGGGGGUGCCACCAGGCGGACAGCACACGCAGGGGCAGCAGCAGCAGCCGGGGCAAGCGUACUGGGGGAUCAACAACGGCUGGGGGGGCAAUUUUGGUCCGCAGGGGUGGGUGAACGUGCACAACCAGCAGCUCAUGCAGGCCAUGCAACAGCCUGCCGCGGCUGAUGAAGGAGACGAGCCGCAUGACACGUUCGACAAGCAGGACGAUAUGCUCCUGAUUGGUAUGCUGAAGAAAGCCAAGCAUGCGAACAAGUCUGCCCGCAAGGGCCUCAAGAGGCUACACGAUAUCCACGGUCAUUCGUCAAGAGCUUGGACGAACCACUUCCUCGAUAACCUGGAGCGCCUUUACCCGAAGAUCUACCUGGGUGAGCCCAUGUCUGACGACGAUCGUGCGGCUGAAGAAGUGGCGCCCGAAAGCUCUGCGUCUAAUGUCGGCCCUCGAAUCGCUCCCGCUCUCCGUAAAAGCGGCCACAGAGCCGGACAGACUGCCCGCCGUACGGGGGUCCCGGUCAAGCUCGAAAAGCGAUUCGCCGCUGAGACGCACGCGCGAAGGCGUGCUGCGUCGCCCGACUCGGAUGACUCACCUCGUUCCUCCAAGCGCCGCAAGACAGACCGCGUUUCUUCCCCCGCUGCCGGCAUGAAGGCCGAGGUGACUAUCAAGAAGCCGGCCAAGAAGGGCCCCGUCGCCAAAGCCGCUGCGGCGUCCUCAAGCAAAAGUGGAUCUCCGUCCGGGACCUCGAAACUGACCGUGCCCGUCAUCACGCCCGCGAACCGCCCGCGACGGGGGGGCCCGAUCAUCGAGUACCACGACGAGACGCAGAUCCCGCACGCGGACCCGGCGACGCGGCCGGUGCCGCCGAAGCGUAAGGCGGGCGAGGACCACCGGCGGUUCACGGACGCGGAGAAGGUGUUCUUCAUCCACUUCCUCCGCCACAAGCUCUUGCACCAGCCGAGCUGA